Gossypium raimondii (Peruvian cotton) is the source of this 759-nucleotide messenger RNA. RefSeq names its product 14 kDa proline-rich protein DC2.15. The record is from RefSeq and is a predicted model, not a curated record. The transcript has a single exon. Bases 80 to 472 code for a protein of 130 amino acids. NCBI's taxonomy places the organism in Eukaryota, Viridiplantae, Streptophyta, Magnoliopsida, Malvales, Malvaceae.
UCUCCAUCCUCAAACACUUCUACUUUUUUAACUCUAAAGCUAAGAAAGCAAGCCACUAGGGUUUUAAGAGAAGACCAAAAUGGCUUCAAAAAGAUCAGCUUCCAUGGCCCUCUUUUUAGCACUCAACAUUCUUUUCUUUUCCCUAGUCAGUGCUACUUGUCGAUCUUGCUCUUCUUCCGGCUCUAAUCCCACCCCCACCCCCACUCCAUCUGCACGAGGUAGGUGCCCCAGGGAUGCUCUUAAAUUAGGUGUAUGUGCCAAUGUGCUUAGCUUAGUCAAUGUCACUGUUGGUUCACCCCCAGUGAUGCCAUGUUGUUCCCUUCUCAAUGGUCUCGUUGACCUUGAAGCUGCCGCUUGCCUUUGCACCGCUAUCAGAGCAAACGUCUUAGGCCUCAACCUUAAUAUCCCAGUUUCCCUUAGCUUGCUUCUCAACGUUUGCUCAAGGAAUGUUCCUACUGGCUUCCAAUGCUAAUUUAAGUCAUCACUCCCCCUACAUUCUUUUUCAUCUUUCUAUUUGUGUUUGGUUUUUGAAAGUUAUGGUUUUCCCUUAUUUGCAUUAAAUCAAUGUCUUUAUUUGUAUUUUUUUGUUGUUUUAAUUUUCUUGUGGAAGAUUGAUAUUGAAUAUGUCCAAUACGUUUCUUCAAGUGUUUUCCUUUGGGGGAUGGGGUGUAUUGUACCUCCAAGGUACAUGAAAAGUCUUGUAUUAUUCAACUUGUUUUAUCGUAUGUAGUUAUGGUAAUAAAUUUUAUAUUUUUCUUA